AUGAGUACCCAUCCAGAAUCAUCUGAUAGGCCCGCAACUACAUCACCGACUGACUUGACAAAUCUGGGAGCUCAAUUGCGUGAAGUUCUAAACCGAUUUAAUGAGCUGAGCGUUGGAAUGAUGGCCCAACGGCGAGUAAUCGAUCAAUUGGUAGCUAGUGGUGCUAGCGAUGAACAACAUGAGCCCUUACCUCCUGGCCAAUCUGGACCUCAACCCAUAUUUUUACCUUAUACUCAAACCUUUGUUACUUCACAAGUCAUAAACCCCCCUGAGGAAGCCUUUACUUAUUCCACUCAUGGCCCGCAACCUGCUUAUGUACCUCACAUCCAAACAAACCCUCCUCAUGUCCAAAUUCCCCAAAAUUAUCCGCCAAUUACUAUGAGCAUGCCAUUCGAACCGCGGGGACCUUAUUAUUACCCCACCGCUGAGCCGUUCACCCUAGAUACCGCUGCUCAAGGGAAAAUUGAAGCCGGGGAGUCAUCCGCACCAGUGGAUAAGAAUUUGCUAAAGCGAUUGGAUCGGUUUGAGGAUUUCAUAAGGAAAAACCAAGGCUUGAACAAACAAGGAGGGUUGGACUACAACGAGCUGUGCCUAUUUCCGGAUAUGCAAUUGCCCAUGGGUUUCAAAACACCCAAGUUUAGCAACUUAGAAGGUGACGCGUUGGAUUGGUUUUCCAAUUUGAAGCCUGAGGAUAUGAGAUCUUGGAUGGAUUUGUCAACUGUUUUUAUGAGGCAAUACGAAUACAAUUGCGAGCUCGCUCCAACGAGGGCCACACUUGAGGGGACUAAAAGAAAACCAUCUGAGGACCACAAGACGUACGCGAAGAGAUGGAGGAAAUUGGCCGCCAAGGUGGAGCCUCCUAUGACUGAAAACGAGAUUGCCGGAAAAAUUAUUAAUGUGUCAACAUUGAAGAUGCAACUAGAGGCUCUGCAAGGCCAGAAUGACAGUGGGAAAAAAUCCCAAUCUAAGGGAAAAGAAGAGGAAACUGCUUUUGUUGGGAAUCAGGGCCCCUCGGCCAGACCUAGAUUUUCAAACCGCCUUGCUUAUUCAUCACCCUAUCCAUACUACCCAAACUUCCGUCCUAUCCAUCAUACCACUAUUAACCAUUCUCGACCUCGACCAAAUUAUCCAAAUGUACUCACACCACCCUUUCAAAAUCCUCAACCAAGUCUCCAAACUAGACCUCGCCCUCCUUUUAACCCAAGACCUAUUCCACCCCCUAGCCCAAAUUACUACUACCAACAAACCAGUGACACCCAAAAUUCAACAUCAAACCGAACCUUCACCAAUCUAGGUCGGCCUGUUGACCAAUUAUAUGAGCAAUUGAAAGCUGUUGGGAAAAUUGGUGUUAUACCUCCUAAAAUCUAUUCCAAUCGCUUUCCUUCUGACUAUGACCCUCAAGCGGUCUGCGCUUAUCAUUCUGGGGCUCCCGGGCAUUCCACCAACGAUUGUCGGGCAUUGAAACAUAAAAUCCAGGAUAUGAUCGAAGUCGGAGAAAUAGUGCUAAGGAAAAAGGGUGAACAGGGACAGAGCAUAAGUACAAAUUCCUUUCCCGAACACAAGGACGCCUUUGAGGCAUCCAACCCCAAUGAAGAAAUUUGA
Coffea arabica (coffee) is the source of this 1602-nucleotide messenger RNA. Lineage: Eukaryota; Viridiplantae; Streptophyta; Magnoliopsida; Gentianales; Rubiaceae. The record is from RefSeq and is a predicted model, not a curated record.